This is a messenger RNA of Diaporthe amygdali, 6486 nucleotides long. RefSeq lists its product as uncharacterized. Gene Ontology annotation, biological process: calcium ion import across plasma membrane. NCBI's taxonomy places the organism in Eukaryota, Fungi, Ascomycota, Sordariomycetes, Diaporthales, Diaporthaceae. The record is from RefSeq and is a predicted model, not a curated record. Gene Ontology annotation, cellular component: membrane; voltage-gated calcium channel complex. Bases 1 to 6486 code for a protein of 2161 amino acids. The transcript is spliced from 4 exons. Gene Ontology annotation, molecular function: calcium ion binding; high voltage-gated calcium channel activity.
AUGGCGGACCCCUCGAGAUCCCCUCCGUCACAACGGAACCGAGCGCCCCCGCCUUCGUCAAUACCUUUGGACGGCCUUGACGGACCACCCGGCGAAUAUGGGAGAGGCAGGUCCACUUCCGGCGCUGGAGGAGCGCAGGCACAAUCUCAACCACAACGGUACGAGAGGCUAUCGCCAACCACGGCCCAGAUGGCCGCAACACUGCCCAGCAUCACGACGUACUGGGACAACCCAUACCAGCAGCAGGAGCAACAGCAACAAGGACUACUGCAGCAGCCACAGCAGCAAUCGAGGCAGGCAGGGCUGCAGAUUAAUACUGAGUCUCCCUUAGACCCCACGGCAUUCCAGUAUGCCCUCCCACCGGACUUCUCGAACGAGCAGCUGUCGCCGCGCCCGCUCUCAGAGAUUGGUUCCACUCCGAACGCAGCCUACGAGGCACCAUCCUAUUUCCUCGAGCACAACCCUCAAGAGUCGGACCGAGUGCCUCUCACGCAGACUGCCCAGCCAAUCGAUGGUCUUAGUGUUGCCGGCGAUUCACAGCCACGGGAUAGCUUCCAGACUGUACGGGAUCUUGAUACUGGCCCGAGCCAGGUGCGCAAUGAGGAUAGGCUCGGCUAUGACUUGGAGUCUGGCAUCGGCUCCCUGAAGCACAAAAGCUAUGGGAAGAACCUGACGCCAGAUGCGAACCGGCGGUCCCGGUCACCCUCGACAUCAGGCGCAUUGCUAAAGGCUGGCUCCAUCAUGCGAGCCAUGUCCCAACGUGUCGUGAAUAUCAGUGGUGACGAGGUCCUCGAGAACCAGAAACGCCGUGAUCGAUCCCGUUCACCAAGCCGAGAUGGUCCGCGCGAGUCUAUGCCCCAGGUACCCGAGAUCGAUACUGCGUAUCAUUCGCAACUCUAUGGACAUCAGAGCCCUAUCGAGAAGAAGGGGCAGGCCGAAUAUAUUUUUCCGUCCGAUCCCGGCCCUCUAUCCCCCGUGCCCUCGAUACAUGGCCGUAUGGCCAAUCCUUUGAAAGGGAAAACUUUGGGCAUUUUUUCUCCUGACAAUCCAAUACGAAUGCGACUCUGCGAUGUUCUGGUACAGCCGUGGACGGAGCCUCUGCUCCUGAUCUUAAUCGUGCUCCAACUGAUCCUCUUGUGCGUGGAAGCCGCACCAAACGUCUUCGAUGACGGCGAAGGCAGACCAGACAGAUGGGGUAGCACCUCGAUCGAUUGGGCCAUAUUCUGCUUAUUCGUCAUUUUCUCCAUAGAGAUCAUUGCCAGGAUUAUCGUCUCCGGAUUCGUGCUGAAUGCUGAAGAGUAUAGCACUAUUGACCGUAAACGCGGUGUAAAGGCGGCUGUCGUUGAUAAAUAUCGGACCGUCUUUCAACCUCAGAGACAAAAGUCAGUCAGAAAACCACCACAAGACUAUGGGCCCUCAACGUUCCAACGCUCAGUCACCUUCCUUCAUGGUCAUUCACUCCCUCAGACGAUAGAGGAGCAACAGAGGUAUCAGCUGGCCCGAAGAGCCUUCUUGCGGCAUGGUUUCAAUCGGCUCGACUUUGUUGCCGUGGUGUCAUUCUGGAUAUCAUUUGUGAUCGGAAUAACGGGCGCCGAGAAAGAACACCACCUCUACGUGUUCAGGAUGCUCAGCUGUCUCCGUAUUGUGAGACUGUUGGCGCUGACCAAGGGUAAUGCCGUUAUUCUGCGAAGUCUGAAAAGAGCAGCACCCUUGCUGCUGCGAGUCUCGUUCCUGAUCGGCUUCUUCUGGUUGGUCUUUGCCAUUAUUGGCGUGCAAAGCUUCCAGGGCAGUCUGAGCCGACAGUGUGUAUGGAUUGACCCCCAGGACCCGCUGAAUCUCACUGCGGCAUUCGUGGACGAUUUUCAAUUCUGUGGUGGCUACAAGAACUCCUCUACUGGCGAUGACAUGCCAUGGGUCAUCGCCGACCCGCCUGACGACUUGAGUAACCUCAGAUCCGGCACAGGUAACGCUAAGGGUUACAUCUGCCCCAGAGGUUCACUCUGUAUCCAGCAAGGCAACCCAUAUAACAACACCAUGCAAUUCGACGACAUUCUACACUCACUGGAGAUGGUUUUUGUCGUCAUGAGUGCAAACACAUUCUCCGACCUGAUGUAUUACACGAUCGAUUCGGAUUAUACACCUGCGGCGCUCUUCUUUGGUGCUGGAAUCAUGAUAAUGUUGCUAUGGCUGGUCAACUUGCUGAUUGCUGUCAUCACAUCAUCAUUCCAAGUCAUCCGCGAAGAGAGCAGGGCCAGCGCCUUUACGGAUACGGAGGACAAGAUCGCAGACGCCCCUCCUGAGGAGCCACCAAAGCGGCUGUCCUCCCUGCAGCGGAUGUACAACAAGUCGAAAUCGUUUUGGGUCCUGUGCAUCGCUUUUGACUUGCUUGCCCAGGCGUGGAAGAGCGCCUCGAUGUCGGACGACCGCAGGGAGUUCAUCGACAACGUUGAAGUGAUAGUGACGCUUCUACUCGACAUUGAAAUCAUCAUAAGAAUCGUGGCGGACUUCAGAGGCUUUCGUCACAGCAAGCGAAAUCUUGUGGACCUGGGGCUUGCCGUCGUCACAUCCGUCAUCAUACUGCCUCCCGUUCACUCGGCGGAUGUAGUUUACGCAUGGUUGACGUUGUUCCAGAUAUUGAGGGUAUACCGCGUUGUUCUCGCGGUGCCGAUGACCAGAGACCUCAUUGUGCUGGUGCUGGGCGAUGCUACGGGUAUCAGCAACCUGAUGCUGUUCGUCUACCUGAUGACACUUCUCAUGGCAAUCUUCGCCUCACAGCUGUUUCGGGGGGAGAUACCCCUUGAGGACAGCGGCGGUGAUCACAUCGAAAUGAACUUUGCAACCAUAUGGAAUUCAUUCCAGGCCAUGUACCAAAUCCUUUCCAGCGAGAAUUGGACGACUGUUUUGUACACCGUCACCACCUACACCGUCGGCUGGCAUACUGCAUGGAUUGGGGCCAUGUUCCUGGUCGGGUGGUUUAUUUUGGCCUUCUUCAUUCUCAUCAAUAUGUUCAUUGCUGUCAUCCAAGAAAAUUUCGACGUCGGCGAGGAUGUGAAGCGACUUGAGCAAGUCCGAGCAUUCUUGCAGAGAAAAGAACUCGGAGGCAGUUCGAGCAACCUCGCCCUUUCAACUAUCUUUUCUCUCGGCAAGACUAGGAAGAAGAAGGAUCCCCUGGAUUAUGGCCCAGCCACAAUGGAAAUGUUGCUGAAAGAAGCUGUUGUGCGGGACUUCCUCGACGACGCUGUUGAAACGGUGCAGGAGACACCUGGCAGCGGCAGCCAGUCACCACCACAAGCGGCCAACGGAACAAGCGGUAAUGUGAAGCCUGGUUUCAUGUCCAUGAUGUGGGGCAAAGUGGUUACGUUGUUCAGCAGCAAGGAUCCAAAUCCGUUCUACUCAAAUCUCGCCUUCGAAAACCGGAGCGAGACCCAGGACCCACGGCAAAUGGCUCGUCAAGCUGUCUCUGCCACCGCUGAGCGACGUAAGGCGCAACGCGCUUACCUGGCACGACACCCAACCUACAACAACUCCCUGUUCAUAUUCACACCUCGAAACCCAAUCCGGCGCCUCUGUCAGCGAAUCGUUGGCCCCGGCCGAGGGACUGAGCGAUUCGAUGGUGUCGAGCCUCAUAAGAUUGCAUGGUACUCAUUUUCGGCUUUCAUCUAUGCCGCUAUUGUCGCCAUGGUGAUCUUGGCCUGCGUCACCACGCCCUUGUACCAGAAGGAAUACUUCGAAGAACAUGAAUUCAGCGUCGAGAAUUGGUUUGUCUGGACUGACAUGGCCUUCGCUACUCUGUUCAGCGCAGAAGCUCUCAUCAAGGUCAUCGCGGAUGGUUUCUUCUGGACCCCAAACGCGUACUUCCGCAGUUCUUGGGGGAUCAUCGACGCUGUGGUCCUGAUCACUCUCUGGAUCAAUGUCAUCACGCUCUUCACCAAUGAUGGAGCCGUGUCCCGAGCUGUUGGUGCCUUCAAGGCACUGAGAGCUCUGAGACUGCUCAACGUCAGCGACAGCGCUCGGGAUACAUUCCACUCGUUGAUUGUGAUCGGAUGGUGGAAAAUCGCCAGCGCGGCCUUCGUGUCACUCUCACUGAUCAUCCCAUUCGCCAUCUAUGGAACCAACCUGUUCAUGGGCAAAUUCGUCACUUGCAACGACGACAACGCGGGCGAGUUCAUUCACGAUUGUUUUGGUGAAUUCAACAGCAGUCCGUACAACUGGGAUGUGCUGGCUCCUCGAGUCGCCGACAAUCCCUUCUUCAGCUUUGACGACUUCGGCUCCUCUCUGUUCAUUCUCUUCCAGAUUGUGAGUCAAGAGGGAUGGAUCGAUGUCUCGUUUGGCGCGCAAUCCAUUGUAGGGAUUGGCAGGCAACCAGUCUUUGGAGCCGCGCAGGGCAACGCCAUCUUCUUCAUCAUCUACAACCUCUUGGGCACAGUCUUCGUGCUUACGCUGUUCAUCUCCGUCUUCAUGCGAAACUACACAGAACAGACUGGCGUGGCAUACCUGACAACAGAGCAACGGUCGUGGCUCGAGUUGCGCAAACGUCUCCGCCAAAUCUCUCCUUCCAAGACGUCUUAUGAUGACUCUAAGCAGAAGUGGAAGAAAUGGUGUCACAAGCGCGCAAUUGAGAAAAAGGGCAAGUGGUACACUACCAUUACGAUCGUGCUCGGUCUUCACCUGCUGCUGCUGCUGCUUGAAUACUAUCGAGAGCCCCAAUGGUGGACCAACACAAGAGACGCGAUAUUCUUCUUGUUCACGCUGGUCUACAUGGCAAACACCGCCAUCCGUAUCGUUGGACUAGGCUGGCCACGCUUCCGGAAGAGUUCUUGGGACAUGUACUCGCUAGUCGUCGUCAUCGGCGCGUUUGCGACCACCAUUCUCUUCCUUAUUUCACCCGGGAAGGACACGUUCAUACAGUUGCACAAGUUCUUCCUUGUAGCCAUUGUAUUCCUCCUCAUCCCGCGUAACGACGCUUUGGAUCAGCUCUUUAAGACGGCAGCAGCAAGUCUGACAACCAUCGGCAAUCUAUUGGCAACCUGGCUUGUCUUCUUCUUGGUCUUCGCAAUCGCCCUGACGCAGACCUUCAGCUUGACGCGAUUCGGUGGCGAGGAGACCACACAAGUCAAUUUCCGAACGGUGCCGAACGCGCUCAUUCUCCUGUUCCGCAUGUCUGUCGGCGAGGGCUGGAACGAGAUCAUGGAAGAUUUUGCCGGGAUUGAGCCGCCUCUGUGCGUCGAGAGCGACAACUUUUAUCAAAGCGACUGUGGCAGUAGUUCGUGGGCCAGGGUGUUGUUCAUAUUGUGGAACAUUCUCAGCAUGUACAUCUUCGUCAACUUGUUCGUGUCGCUCAUCUACGAGAGUUUCUCGUACGUGUACCAGCGUUCCAGUGGCCUGUCUGCCGUCGAUCGGGACGAGAUUCGCCGCUUCAAGGAGGCCUGGAGGUCGGUUGACCCUCACGGCACAGGGUAUAUCAGCAAGGAAGCUUUCCCUCGCCUGCUAGGAGAGCUGUCAGGCGUGUUCCAGAUGCGCAUCUACGACCAUGAGGACUCUGUUGGGCAGAUUCUUGAUGACGUAGGGAAUGAGGCACCGGGGUCCCGCCACCAAUCGAUCUCGUCGACAAGCGCAUUCGGUUCUGCCAAUCUCCAGAAACUGAACAGCAGGCUGAACCAGAUUGACGUCGCUGCGGUACGAGAGAGGCGCAGGAGGUACAAUAUUUUCUACGAAGAGGUCAUGGUCUCAGCGGAUCCGGACAAGGGCGUCUCUUUCACAACAGUGCUCAUGAUAUUGGCUCACUACAACAUUAUCAACGAUAGCAAGAGUCUUCGUCUCGAGGAAUUCUUGCGUCGCCGGGCACGUCUUCAACGUGUUGAGGAAGAAGUCCGUCGUCGUGUGGUCGUCGGCUUUUUUGACACGAUGUACUACGCACGACAGUUCAAGCGGCACAUGGAUCGCAAGAGGUCCGCACGUAUGACGGCGGUACCUCAGCUGGACCUGCCGGACAUCCUCGUGGACGACGAAGAACAACGAGCAAAGAGGACGACGUCCUCAUCAGCACGACUACAGAACCCUUACGGGCAGCAAAGCCCGUCGACACCGGGCUCAACAGGCCUACGCUCGCCCAUGUCGGGUGGUGCAUUCUUGAGCCCUAACGAGGCCCGGAACAGCGGCGGCGCCAGUCACCAGAAGACAUUUUCGGGCAUGAGCGCCGACCUCACACUACAGACCAACUUCGAAGGCACCGGUGCGCACCCGCUGAGCAUGCCCCGGGCCGGGGAGGCCAGCUCGGCCAGGAGCGACGCGCACCAGUCCACACACUCGGCCUUCAGCUUCGAGCUCCAGCCGGGCUCGGCCAACAGCUCAGCAGCUAACAGCAGGCGCAACAGCAGGAGCAAUAGCGCCGUGAGCCCGAUCCAAAUGAGCCAGAUCCUUGACGAUUCCAUCUGGAUGGCGAGUAUUAGGCGGAGCGCCACCAUGAAGAGGAAGCCAGGGUGGUAA